This is a messenger RNA of Tetrahymena thermophila SB210, 882 nucleotides long. Its product is annotated as oxidoreductase, short chain dehydrogenase/reductase family protein. The transcript has a single exon. NCBI's taxonomy places the organism in Eukaryota, Ciliophora, Oligohymenophorea, Hymenostomatida, Tetrahymenidae. The record is from RefSeq and is a predicted model, not a curated record. Gene Ontology annotation, molecular function: oxidoreductase activity.
AAAAAAUUGUAAAAAUUAAAAUAUUACCAAAUGAGUUAGCUAAAAAGAAUAGUAUUAGUUACAGGUUCAAACAAAGGUUUAGGAUAUGGCUUGGUAGAAGAUUUAUUAUCAAAGCAUUCAUAAAAGUUUUCAGUAAUUAUGACAGCUAGAGAUGAGCAAAGAGGCUCUUAGUCUUACCAAAAGAUUAAAGAAAAAUUCCCAAACGAAUAGGUAGACUUUCAUUUGCUAGAUGUUGAAGACCAAUCUUCAAGAUAAAACAUAUUGAAGUAUGUUUAAAGUAAGUAUGGAAAGCUUGAUGUUUUAGUUAAUAAUGCUGCUUAUAUGCUACCUUAAGAUUUGCUCACAAAGACAAAAACAUAUCAACCAACUGUAGAGACAGCCAAGAAAACUCUAAAUAUCAACCUCUUUGGAGCAAUCGAGUUAACUGAAUCUUUAUUACCAUUGGUAGCAGAAGAUGGAAAGGUGGUACAAGUCAGUGCUUAAGUUGGCCAAUUCUAAUUUUAGCCUUAACAAACUCAAUAGAAACUUACUACUUUAGAAACUAAAGCAACUGUUUAUGGUUUAGCUUAGGAUUUCAUAUAGCAUUGCUAAAAUCCUCCAGAUGCAUAAAAUUUAAGAUGGUCUAAUAGUGCCUACCAAGUGUCUAAGUGUCUUUUAAAUGCCUACAUUAGAAAUGUAGCAAAAUCUAUAUUAAAAAAGAACUAAUCUAUGUAUGCAGUUCAUCCAGGUUGGGUAAAAACAGACAUGGGUACUUAAAGAGCUCCUCGUACUGUUGAGUAAGGAAAUGACACUUCUUUAUUUUUAAUAAGUUAGGUUCCUUUUGGCUAAGAUGAUUAAUUUAAUUUAAAAUUAAUUACUGAUAGAAAAGUAAUUCAGUGGUGA